This is a messenger RNA of Galeopterus variegatus (Sunda flying lemur), 1031 nucleotides long. RefSeq names its product nitrilase family, member 2 (gene NIT2). The record is from RefSeq and is a predicted model, not a curated record. Gene Ontology annotation, molecular function: omega-amidase activity. The transcript is spliced from 10 exons. NCBI's taxonomy places the organism in Eukaryota, Metazoa, Chordata, Mammalia, Dermoptera, Cynocephalidae. The coding region runs from base 41 to 892 and encodes 283 amino acids. Gene Ontology annotation, biological process: oxaloacetate metabolic process; L-glutamine metabolic process. Gene Ontology annotation, cellular component: mitochondrion.
CAAUGUCCUCCGAGGCACCCGAGCUCGGCCUGCGCCGCAGAUGGCACUUCCUGGGAGCGCUAUGGCCACUUUCCGCUUGGCCCUCAUCCAGCUUCAAGUUUCUCCCAUCAAAGCAGAUAAUGUUACUCGAGCUUGUAGCCUUGUCCGGGAGGCAGCAAAGCAGGGAGUCAAAAUAGUUUCUCUGCCGGAAUGCUUUAAUUCUCCAUAUGGCACAAAAUAUUUUCCUGAAUAUGCAGAGAAAAUUCCUGGUGAAUCCACACAGAAGCUUUCUGAAGUAGCAAAGGAUUGCGGCAUAUAUCUCAUUGGAGGUUCCAUCCCUGAAGAGGAUGCUGGGAAAUUAUAUAACACCUGUGCUGUGUUUGGGCCUGAUGGAACUUUACUAGUAAAGCACAGAAAGAUCCAUCUGUUUGACAUUGAUGUUCCUGGGAAAAUUACAUUUCAAGAAUCUAAAACACUGAGUCCGGGUGAUAGUUUCUCCACAUUUGAUACUCCUUACUGCAGAGUGGGCCUGGGCAUCUGCUAUGACAUCCGCUUUGCAGAGCUUGCACAGAUCUACGCACAGAGAGGCUGCCAGCUGUUGGUAUAUCCUGGAGCUUUCAAUUUGACCACCGGACCAGCCCACUGGGAGUUGCUCCAGCGAAGCCGGGCUGUUGACAAUCAGGUGUAUGUGGCCACAGCCUCUCCUGCCCGGGAUGACAAAGCCUCCUAUGUUGCCUGGGGACACAGCACUGUGGUGAAUCCUUGGGGGGAAGUCCUAGCCAAAGCUGGAACUGAAGAAACGAUCGUGUAUUCAGACAUAGACCUGAAGAAGUUGGCUGAAAUACGCCAGCAAAUCCCCAUUUUUAGACAGAAGCGAUCAGACCUCUAUGCAGUGGAAGUGAAAAAGCCCUAAGAUUUGUGUUUCUAACAUGUCACGAAACAGGAAGAUAUGAUUCUGCAACGUAAUCAACUCUGGUGGCUCAGUUGGUUAGGGCACAGUGUUAUAACACCAAGGUCAAGGGUUUGGAUCCCCAUACUGACCAGCUGCAAAA